Molecule: messenger RNA, 3138 nt
Organism: Pectinophora gossypiella (pink bollworm)
Lineage: Eukaryota; Metazoa; Arthropoda; Insecta; Lepidoptera; Gelechiidae
Product: mucin-2-like
Exons: 3
Coding region: 77-1450 (457 amino acids)
Source: RefSeq, a predicted model, not a curated record
ACGACACGUUUAAAAAAAUGAAUUCCGCGCACGGCGGCCAGUAGCUAUAGCGUCAUUCCGCCUCCGUACCACAAGGAUGGAGCACGUAUCGCGUACCUCUCUCCUCUUUAUAACAUUAUUACAACUAUGCCGAGCCGAACUAUCGGGAUCUUGGUACUCGGCCAACGUUAUAAAUGAUGGAGACUUCUCACCUAAGCCUAUAUCGGAAAUAUUCACUACGCAAACUAGUUUCUCUACGAGAAAUCCGAUCGUCGUUCUACCGUCCUCCACUGUGUCACCGACGUUAGGUUCUACAUCACUAUCAACACCAGCCACCUCAUUCUCAACAUCCAUUACACCUGAAGACUAUGUUUCGUCAACGCCCUCAACGUUGCCCACUCAGUCGAGUUUUAUGCCACCAACACACGAAACCUUUAUGCCAUCAACACAACAAACCUUUAUCCCGUCAACACAAGGAACUUUCAUGCCAUCAACUUUCCCACAACCUAAGCCAGACUAUGACUUGCGACAGCCUUUCCAAUUCUCAUUAACUCAGGAAAAGCAACCAAAUCCGCCAAAUUACUUUUUGAUAUACCAACAGGCACCUCAGACAUUACAGAGUCUCCCUCCCUCGGCUCCUCAACAGACCUUUUCAACUUUCGAACCAUCGUCGACUUUUAGACCUGAGAUAUCUACACCCCAAACCACGUUAUCAACUUUACAAUCCGAAAUUUCGUCACUACAAACUACGUUUUCAACAAUGCAACCAGAAAUAUCAACUCUGUCUUCAACGUUAUCUACUAUGCGACCACCGACAACUCUUCAGUCGACCUUCUCAACUUUCCAACCCAGUUCAGAGUCAACAUUCCCGUCAAACUUACCUUCUAGUGUCACACCAACGCGGACCCGAUCUAUGCCAACGUCGACUAUGUCUCCUGAUGUGCCAAGGUCAACACGCACGACUUUCCCUUGUGUUACAACAGGUCGACCAACACCUGGUUCAGUUCCUCCGAGGUUCCCCUCAUUUAGGAUAAGAAUGGUUGCACCGAAGGGCUCUAUUACUAACAUCCACAUUAAUCCACCGACAACGACUACACGUCCAAUAGUCCGCUCAACAACGACUAGAAAGCCUUCCACAACACGGACGCGUAGAACGAAAAGGAACAGGAACAAUUUCGAUGGAUGUGUGAACUCUUGCGGGGGAAAGAAACCUAUAUGCGCCACUCCACUCGCUGUCACGCCGAUAAACCCUGAUCAGCUGAAAGGAUUCCCGUCUAUAUGCCACAUGGCGUGCCACAACUCCUUCAAGAAAGACCAAUACGAGAUGCUAGUGGAGGGUCGUUGUGGGAGACUCCGAACUCGCAUCCGGACGGUAGACUCCGAGAAACUGAAGAAGGGAGAACUAAACAAAGUGCGAUACACGCUGGAUAACCCCCAAACUGUCGUUGAAUUCUCCUCUUUACCGCGCUAAUAUAAGUAAAGUUAUAACCGGUGUUAUGAAUUCUCGGAGAUUGUAUGGAGAUAGUGCCCAGUAUUGAUAGGUAGCGAAGGACUAGUUGUUUAAAGUGUCGUACGUAAAAUAAGUAUCUUCUUGAGAAGUAGGUAUUGAUAUUUAAGAAGGUAGUGAUCGAUUGCAUGCUUGUAAAAGCGGAUAAACUUCUUGAUACUAUAGAAUAUUAUGAAUUAAUAGUCGUGGUCAUACUAGUUUAUACGAAUCCCAUUGGUUACAAUUGAUAAUCUGGUUCUUAUGUAUUUUUAUUCGUAGAUAACUUAAAGACUUCACUUUUAAUCAAUGUACCUACGGUAACAUUCAUAAGUCAAUUCAUGUAUUCUCAACUCUAAUGUAAAUUGACACUGACAUUGGGGCGCCAUAUUUGUAAUAAAAAAGAAUGGUACGUCAAUAUCGUGUAAUCUAUUGUCAAUUUAUCUAAUAUUAUUUUGUCUAUAUUUCCAAAGUCUUACAAGUGUAUAAAGAAAGCUGCCAUAUACAUUUUUUAAGCUAAUAUUUCAUUACUGAGUCAGAAUUCCGCCUAAAUAACGCUUCUGUCAAACAAUUGUUUUAACUACUUUAUUUAACUAUCUACUGGCCCCGAUUCCUGCAGACACCGCCUAAUUUUAUUUUAAGUUAUAUCCGUCAUUUUCAUAUCCGUCGAAAAGGAAAGGGACGGAUGAUUCACAGCUCUUAAUUUUUAGGAAGAAUGAGUCAAUGAAUGAAUAACCCGGGCGAAUCAAAAGGUACGUCGCUGGUAUGCAAUCCGUUUGACGUGCUGUCUACUUAACUGUGUCGGGUUAUUGACGGAUGUAAAAUUUUUAGACGGUUGGUUUAGAAAAAAAAUAACUUACAAAUAGUACUAAUGCUGCUUCGGAUCCGUCAUUUGGCGGACUCGGAUCGUAUAAGAAUCGGAGUAGUGUGAAAACGCCCUUAUUCUCUUGGCAGUGUUAUAUAAGAUUUACUGUACUAACUUAUAAUACCUACUUACAUGAAAAUAGAGAUCGCUUAUUUCUGUUCUGUGGUAGUGUUAAAUUUGUGUGAUACCUAAGGUCAUUAAAAUCUUUUUUUAUUGACCCUGUUGGUAAAAUGUACUGGAGUAAACGUAUAGUAUAAUAUCCGUCCAUUAGCUUUAAGAAACAUUCGAAAAUGUACGAUUUUACUUUGAAAUUUGUACAGAAAUCUUAAAAGGAACUGUAUAAUUUAAAGGAUGUUUUAAUUUUUUAAAUAAAACGUUGAAAUAAAAAUUAUGAUUGUUUAUUUCAUUAUUCUAGUAUUUACAGUGAAGUUCAUUUUAUCUUACAUUAACAGGAUAUCAGUCUAUAGCUACAUACAUAUUGAUCCCGAUUCCUGCAAGCACCUAAUUUUAUUUUAAGUUAUACGGGCCGAAAAGAAAAGGAAUGGAUGAUAGGCAGCUGUCAAUUUUAAAAUGAAUGAGUGAAUGAAUUACCAUCUACUCUUAAAAAUAGGCAUCUCACUGUUAUGCAACCCGUUUGACGUGUGGUAUCAACUAAAUUAUGUCGGGUUAUUGGCCAAUAUACAAUAAUAAUAAUAAAACACUUUAUUGCACACAAAUUCACAAAACAUUUAGAGGAUAAACUUAUUCUAAGGUGGGCAAAAGGCGGCUUUAUCGCUAAGAGCGAUCUCUUCUAGACAACCUUCGGCAGAGG